This is a messenger RNA of Cylindrotheca closterium, 525 nucleotides long. NCBI's taxonomy places the organism in Eukaryota, Bacillariophyta, Bacillariophyceae, Bacillariales, Bacillariaceae. The record is from the annotation of a GenBank genome assembly.
AUGGCUUCUACGCACAUGCUCCGUCAAACCAUCAUUGUCAAUGAGGGCGACUCUCCAUUGGCAUACAAGGCCAGGGAAGUCACUAAUCCAGUGAUGCAGUAUGUCAGUUUCUUCGACAACAACUUUGAGCGCAAGCGAAAGGUUGAAGUUUGGAAUGGUGCAAGUGGAAAGAAUGUUGAACCACUCCUCAGGUCCAUUCAAUCCUUUUGCAACAUCUCUUCAGAGUGGGGACUCAAUCAGGGUCGUCAAAAGAAGGCCUUGUUCAAGCAAUUCCUCACUGCUGAACCGCACAUGACCUAUCAGAGGAUUUCGGAUGCUCAUGGGAACUCAGUUCAGGACUUUGAAGAUUCUGUCGAUGAAUUCAUUUGCGAAUACACUGGUGACGUUAAAUUGAGUAGCGAGGUACGAGAGAUUCGGGACGAAAACGAGUACGAUGACAAACAUGGGGAUUUUACAAGAUGUGUGCGAAUCUCUAGGUUAAUCUAUCUAAACGUACAAAUGACGGACACUCUCUGGUCCAAUUAA